CUACCUACAACAGAUGAAACUAUGGAAGUUGAAGGAGUUGGAGGAGGUAUCACAACAUUUCAUAAAAGUAUCCAAGUUCCACUACAAAUACAUGAAGAUGAAGUCGUAUGGACAUCUUUCUGGGUGGGACCGAAUUCACAAGGAAGCCUCAUUGGCAUGGACAUACUUCCAUUGUUGAACAUGAUCAUCUUCACUGACAGUCGUCAAAUCGCUACAACAGCUGGGAUAAUACCACACGAAGAUCGCACAUGUAAUUUGAGUUCAGUUGGUGCAGCAAAACCAAUUAUCAGAGACUGGACCAAAGACGGUGUGUGGGGUCUUCUGUGCAGUUUACAUCCAGAAGUUUGGGCUAAACACAAAUUUGAUUGUGGCAAAGCCAACAUUGACCCUGUUGUUAUUGAAGGGCCGACACAUGCCCCUCAUAAACAAUACCCUAUCCGACCUGAAGCAAGACGAGCCGUGGAAGAGAUAGUGGCAGACUUGGAAGCUGAAGGGAUUAUCAGACAAACUUCAUCAACCACUAAUAGUCCUGUCUGGCCUGUCAAGAAAUCGGAUAACUCAUGGAGAUUAACCAUUGAUUACACAAGACUCAACAGUGUAACACCAAAACCGCAUCCUAUUGUGGCCAAUCCUGCCACCAUUCUGAAUGAUAUUCCAGGAAAUGCAAGAAUUUUCACAGUACUAGAUGUACUGUCUGCUUUCUGGUCUAUACCUAUUGACGAAAAAUCUCAAGAGAAACUUGCCUUCACAGUGGGUGCAAAACAGUAUGUCUGGAACAGACUCCCACAAGGACUUAAUAUUUCUCCUGUGGUAUUUCACAGAACUUUGGAUCAGUUCUUAACGGAGCAAAAAGCUGAAAUCGAGAGUUCAGGAAGUGUUUGCCUCCAAUACGUGGAUGACUUGUUAAUUGCAAGCCCAGAUGAAAACAGCCACAUAUUUGCUCUGAAUAUUGUCCUACAAGCCCUUAAGAAAGGAGGAUUCAAAGUCAACCCCGACAAAGCACAGCUGGCCAAAACCAAGGUUAUCUACUUGGGCCAAGAAAUAUCUGUCGAGGGAAGGAGACUGACAACAGAGCGUGUGGAGGCAUUACGGCAACUUCCAAAACCUCUAACAGUUACAGGAAUGAGGAAAGUGAUGGGACUUUUCAACUAUUGUCGUCAGUAUAUUCCUGAUUUUGCCAGCAUCACCAGCCCCCUCAUUGACUUGUACAAGGGAGGAAAGCCUGGAAUGGAACAGAUAAACUGGACACCGGAAGCUGAGGAAGCAUUUACUUCAAUGAAAGAAAAACUGACUUCAGCCCCAGCCUUGGGACUUCCUGAUGGACGAUUGCCGUUUCAUUUGUGGACCAGGGUGGGAGAUGAGACGUACUCAGCAGUACUGUGUCAAAAACCAGGUGAUCGAUACAAACCAGUUGGAUACUUUUCCACAAAGAUUCCUGUUACAAUGAUUGGUCAACCACGAUGUAUACAAGCUCUCGAUGGUGCCACAUGGGCAGUGGAUGCUGUGGAAAAUUUGAUAGGAGCACAAACAAUCAUAUUGCAUACUCCACACAGUAUAGUGACGUUGCUGAACAACACAAACAUCAAGACCAUUACUGAUGCAAGGAGAGCAAAAUGGGAAGCAACUUUGUUGAACAAGGAUUUGAGAGUGGAAAUCAUCAGAGACACAUCCCUUAACCCUGCAACAAUGAUGAUCGAACCACACGAGGGAACACCACAUGAGUGUGAAAAACAAGUAGAAGAAGAAAGUCUUGGUCCUGUUAGUCCAACACCUCUUGAAAAUCCAGACAAGGAGUUAUGGGUCGAUGGAUCCAGUUACUAUGUUGAUGGAAAACGACAUACUGGAUGGGCUGUAGUGGAAGCUGAUGGAAAUGUCGUGAAGAAAGGAGCUCUUUCUGGGCAUUUUUCAGCACAAGUAGCUGAGCUCAUAGCACUUGCAGAAGCUUUCGAAUUAUCGGAAGGACAACGAGUCAACAUCUACACAGAUAGUCGUUAUGCUUUUGGAGUGGUCCAUGACUACCUUGCCCUGUGGAAAAAACGUGGACUUAUCACCAGCAAUGGGAGCGAAAUACAACAUGCUUCCAUAAUUCGUCGUUUGAUUGCAGCAUGUCACCUACCCAGAGAAGCAGCCGUGAUCAAAGUAAAAUCACAUCAAUCUGACAAGUCCAAAGAAAGUCAAGGAAACACGGCAGCAGAUGCAGCGGCCAGAGAAGCAGCACUACUUCCUCUUACUCCUGUUACCUUGGUACAGGAAAACACCAAAGAUAAUCCUGAGCUCCGCCUUCUGUCAUAUCAAACUGAGACAGAUGAAGAGAAAGAACAAUGGAUAAAAGCGGGAGCGAAAGAGGAUGAUCAAGGUAUCUGGAGAAUUCCAACAGGACAAGUGGUGAUGCCUAUCGGAACAAGAAGGGAACUAAUGCAGCUGUAUCAUGGAAAAGUACAUGCUGGAGCAAAAGCAAUGAAAGCUCAAAUCAGCGAGACGUGGUGGUGGCCACGAAUGAUGAGAGACAUUGAUGAUUACUGUAGAAGAUGCUUGAUAAGAGCAAUGGUUCUGCCUCCUGAUGCUCCGCCGCCUGCGGGAACAGGAGGAGACUCUACUUUGUUCCAAGAGAAGCUACGACGCUAUCUUGCAAUGCUGGACAAAGCAAUCAAAGACAAUAAUAAGAAAGUGCGAGAAGCUCAACAGCAAUGGGAUGAAAAACAUACCACUACUGACAUUCCACACAUUCCUGAGUUAGGCAGUUUUGUUAUGGUCAAACGUAUUCCCAGGAAAGGUUUAGAACCUAGGUGGGAGGGGCCAUAUGAGGUACUCUUAACAACAGAUACAAGUGUCUGCCUAAAAGGGAAGGGUGUAGGAACAGAUAGAUGGUAUCAUUGGUCACAAGUUAAACCUUGCUUAGUGAAUGAACAAAAUGAUGAAGGCUUAGGACCUGAGAUUGAGCACUGUUCACUCAUUAACUUUGGGAAAAAGGAGUGAUGAUUAAUUAUUUUUCUGCUUCCAUU
Molecule: messenger RNA, 3002 nt
Organism: Pimephales promelas (fathead minnow)
Lineage: Eukaryota; Metazoa; Chordata; Actinopteri; Cypriniformes; Leuciscidae
Source: RefSeq, a predicted model, not a curated record